AUUGAGGUGUUGAUGUCUGUAGCUCAGCUUUAAUAUCAAUACAGGCUACAGAUCUGAGAUCUGUAUUUGUUUUAACGUGGAGGGGUGGUUAAGAGAAAUAUUUACAUGCAACCAAACAACAACUAAUUGUUUCUCGUGGAAUUCCAUCACAUGUCUUCUUAAGACACUCCGCCCUGCUUCUUGUUAACUAUGUCAUGUAGGGACUUUUCCCCAUCAAUGCUAUUGUUUCUAUUAAAAGGUGUUGAUAACAUAACUGGGUGCAAAUGAAAACAUAGCUGAUUUCAUUUGAUCUAGAAAUAAGCUUGACGGCAACCUAAUGACAAAAUAUAAUCUUUCAACACAAAAAUAGAAAUCCACUAAAUGCCUGCAAAAGCAGAAUUCAUCCUUUGUGACUCUGUCAGAUGAAGGUGGACAAAGGUCCAAGAAAUGUUUCUUCAUUAUACAUAAAAAAGAUAAAACAAAUACUAAUUUAGACUUUAGAUGUCAGAAAAUGAUAAAAGAGCUCAGUGUUUUUAUGUCUAUCAGAUAUUGCACAUCUACUCAGACGCGUUAUUGUGCCUUGAUCUGCACCGACUUGAUUCUUACUCAAUAUUUACUGCACAUCCCCAACAUUCCUCGUCUCUGCAGUACUGCAUUGUACUCACUUCGAGUCCUUGAAAAGUACGAGCUGAUCUUGGAAGCUCGCUGUGCCGAGUUCACCCGGAACAAGGCUACAGCACAGAGAAGAUAAAUCAAUGCACACACUGCCUUUACACACAAGCAAACAUCAAAAUCUGUAAAAAAUAAUGUUUUCAUUAUUGUUUGAUAUGAAUCUUUGUCUUUUCUUACAUUGUUGCUUUUGUACUUAUCCAAUGCAUUUAAGAUAUUGUAUCAAUUCUCUCCUUUUAUGCUCAUGCAACUCCCCCACGAGUAACACACACACACACACACACACACACACACACACACACACACACACACAUUUGAAUCAAAUGUAUAAAUUAGAGUUGAAACAAUAGCCAGUGUUUGCAUGCAUCGACCUUUUGUUACAGUAUGUUUCCUGCAGUGUGUGCGUGGGUGUGUACAGGUGCGUUUGCAUGCAUUUUGCGUGCAUUCACAUCUGAUGUCUGCGUGUUAAUGUGUGCAGGCAUUCGUCAUACUUUUCUUCUUUCAUUUUCUUUUCAAAGGGUGUGAGCCUCUUGUGUAUUAAUGUGAGAGAGGCACAGCAUGUACAUGUAAUAUUAGGGGGACGGUUUAGCUUUUGUGUGCCUCUCUCUGUACAGUAUGCAUGUGUGAGUCUGCGAGUGUGUGUGUGUGCAUGUUUGUUUCCAGCUCCCACCAGGUUGGGCUGCGUUGUACUGAGGGCUUCUUCCUGCUGCAUCCAUCUGCCUGAAACUAAAAAAAAGAAGAAGCGCCGAGCUGUCACUGCACACAGCAGCCGGAUUGUAACGGGGACAGUGAAGCUGGUGGAAACGUCCAUCCCUCUCAGGGCAUCAAAGGCAGCUCCUCACACACUUGAAGCCUCCAUCGGACUCAUGACUGUUUGAAGGAGACGCGGACCCACCGUGGCCCAUGCACUGUACCCGUUUCCCUCCCUGUCCUCCUUAUCCCUCAAGCUGACGCAAAACCCCAGACACCUACUCCCCCACCCCCACCCCCACCCCCACUCCCACCCGGUACCCAGCGACUCGCCGCCUCCCGCCAUGGUGUCCGGCACCGAGACCGUGCACUACAUCCACCUCCACAACUCCAGCCAGUCGGUGCUGGAAGCCCUGCGCACGCAGCGGCGCGAGGGCCUCUUCUGCGACGUGACCGUGCGGAUACACGAUGCGUCGCUACGUGCCCACGCCUGCGUCCUGGCAGCCGGCAGCCCCUUCUUCCAGGACAAGCUGCUGCUGGGUCACUCUGAAAUCUCCGUGCCGCCGCUGGUGCCUGCCGAAACCGUGAAGCAGCUGGUGGAUUUCAUGUACAGCGGCUCGCUGGUGGUUCUACAGUCGCAGGCCCUCUGCAUCCUCACCGCUGCCAGCAUCCUGCAGAUCAAGACGGUCAUCGACGAGUGCACCCAAAUCAUCUCUCAGAGGAAGGCGGCGGCAACGGCGGCGGCCGCGGCAGCGGCCGCAGCAGCAGCGGCGGCGGCGGCAGCGGCAGGGGGAGGGAUGCUCGGAGGAGUUCUCCCAAAACAAGAAGAGCGCGGCGGGGGGAAAGGAAGAGAGAGCGGCGGCGGUGGGAGCUGUUCUGUUGGUGGGGGUGGAGGUUACGCAAACUUCCCCAACUUCAUGGCUGAAUGCGGGUCUAGCAACAUGGGAGGGGGGUUGGGGGGUGCCAGCGUCAGCGAGAGCGGCCCAGGCCCGAUGGAGCAGGCCAACACCGUGAGUCUGAUGGCGCUGGGCGACAUGGUCCCCGGCUCCAUGUGCGGCGGCGGCGGCGACGGACUGGGCUCCGGGGCCGGCGCAAUCCUCAUGAAGCAGAGCUCCAGCUGCACUCAGGACGUCAGGUACAAGCUCCGAGACCUGCUGGCGCAGACGGCCAACGGAGCCGGCACCAGCAGCACGGGGAACCUCUCGGCGGGCUGCAGCUCUGGCGUGGGCAGCGUGGACAGCAUCGGCAGGGACAGCCUCCGCGGCGGCAACACCUCCGACCUCGCCGACGACCUGGUGGGGAUGGACCGGUACAGCGAGGAGGAGGACCUGGAUGGGAGGGAGCGGGGGAGAGACGGAGAGAGAGACAGGGGGGCGAGCCACAGCCGCAAGCAGAGGCAGCCGCUAAGACUCCAGGUGCUGGGAGGAGAAGGAGUGGUGGUGAAAGAUGAAGGGGUUCAGGACCCAGAUGGGUCCGUCUACACCUUGGAGGACCAGAGACGGGUCGGACAGGAGGGCUCCCAGGAAUCCAUGGCCGGCUUCGGGCAGGACUUCUACGAUGAGCAGGGUGUGUUUUCGGAGAGUUUCUGGCCCCAGAGCGAGCCUCCUCAGGCCAUGGCUUUCAACCCCAGAGGAAGGGUCAACAAGCCUCUGACUCCGCCUCCGGCCACGCAGUCCAUCAACAACCAGCUUCUCUUCCAGUACCCAGUGAGCCAAUCGCAGCCAGCUCCUUUCUAUGUGGGCGGGCCCAUGGGUGGGAUUGACAGCAUGGCGGGGACCGAGCCCCCUCAGCAGGCUCCGCCUCCGGCGCCGAUGACCCCGGCCCCGCCUCCCUCCGCCUCCUCCACAGGCCCCUCCCCUUCCUCCCAGGGAUCCGAGACCUCGUUCGACUGCACGCACUGUGGCAAAUCUUUACGUUCCAGGAAGAACUACAGCAAGCACAUGUUCAUCCACUCCGGUCAGAAACCUCAUCAGUGCUCCAUCUGCUGGCGCUCCUUCUCCCUGCGCGACUACCUCCUCAAACACAUGGUGGUGCACACUGGCGUCAGGGCCUUCCAGUGCUCCAUGUGCGGCAAGCGCUUCACCCAGAAAAGCUCGCUCAACGUGCACAUGCGCACCCACCGUGCCGAGCGCACCUUCCAGUGCAACGUGUGCCAACGGGCCUUCACCCACCGCACCUUGCUGGAGCGCCACGCCCUGCAGCACGCCCACCACGUCCCGCAGGGCCAAGGCCAGGGGCGUGGAUCCGACAUGACCUCACCUAACAAGCACAGUCCUCCGGCUCUGGGAGGGCCCUCAGGUAUGGCUGGCGCGGCCGGCAUGGUCGGCAGCAUGGCCAACAUGCCCAGCCACGGAGCUUCCUCCACCUAGAGAGGGGGGGGGGAGGGGCGGGCGUACAGGGGGAGGUUAGUGGGCCCAUUCCUUGAACCAACACUAAUUUGGUCCUAACAGCCUUGUUGAUCUUUUGUUCUGGUGGGUCCCCAUUGUUUUGGCUUAACGACACCUUCAAUCAGGGUUCCUACAGUUUGACAAUUAUGUAAAUUUGAAAGAAGUUUUGAAAUUGCACAGAAAUCUUAGAAACAUUUGUUUAAAAAAAGUUGUUCCCUCCGAAGAAGCCCAUCUUAAGUAGGCGUGGUCACUUCCUGCGUUGUGACGUUUGUUGCCCUAACGAACAAAUGCACAACUUCUUGAACAGCCAUCUAAAAUCCAGCCCAAAAGAUGUUUUUGUUUAUUGUUCUUUGGGUGACUUUUUUAAUGGAGAAUGUGUAGGAACCCUGUUUCACAGACACCAGAGAGUCACCAAAGAGGUCAGGAACACUGAGCCGGUUUGGGAGUGGGCAGGGGGG
This is a messenger RNA of Anarrhichthys ocellatus (wolf-eel), 4183 nucleotides long. RefSeq names its product zinc finger and BTB domain containing 45 (gene zbtb45). Gene Ontology annotation, biological process: regulation of transcription by RNA polymerase II. The transcript has 6 exons. Bases 1683 to 3707 code for a protein of 674 amino acids. The record is from RefSeq and is a predicted model, not a curated record. Gene Ontology annotation, molecular function: protein binding; RNA polymerase II cis-regulatory region sequence-specific DNA binding; DNA-binding transcription factor activity, RNA polymerase II-specific. NCBI's taxonomy places the organism in Eukaryota, Metazoa, Chordata, Actinopteri, Perciformes, Anarhichadidae.